Siniperca chuatsi (mandarin fish) is the source of this 8613-nucleotide messenger RNA. RefSeq names its product histone deacetylase 4 (gene hdac4). Gene Ontology annotation, cellular component: histone deacetylase complex. The record is from RefSeq and is a predicted model, not a curated record. Gene Ontology annotation, biological process: chromatin organization; negative regulation of transcription by RNA polymerase II. The transcript is spliced from 28 exons. The coding region runs from base 383 to 3724 and encodes 1113 amino acids. Gene Ontology annotation, molecular function: histone deacetylase activity. Lineage: Eukaryota; Metazoa; Chordata; Actinopteri; Centrarchiformes; Sinipercidae.
GUGAUUAAUUCAGUAUGGCGGAGCUGUUGCCCGAAUGAUUUUUACAGUACCGACGGGUCCUAAAACCCUGCUCUGUGGAUGCUCUUGGAGACUGGCAGAAAACCAGCCAUUUGCACCCAAGGGUGCUCAAUUCAGCGUAACUAUUUGGUGGAAGGAAUCCUGCCACAACACACCACUGAGGUCUCCAGCUGUGGCUUGGUGUGAUGAAGCCUUAAGAAACAGUUACCCUCUGUCCCUCCUUGGCCUGGCGCGUCCACCUGGCAGCACCACCUUGGCUGGGAAGCACAUGGUGGUCACUACAGUCACCACAGAGGUGCACUGACACCCUCACAGCUCACCUCUCUUCCCCUGUCAAGUCUGCCUGGCAACAACGACCAUAACAAUGAGCUCUCACAGUCGAUCAGGUGGCUUGACCAGCAAUGAGCAGCCUCUGGAACCUUUUAAACCAGCUGCACUCAACCUUUUCGUGGACGUGAGCACGGCAGCACUGCCCAUGCAGGUGCCCCCCACCACCACAGCCAUCCUUCCCAUGGACCUGCGCAUAGUGGACCACCACCACCACCACCACCAGCAGCCCUCCUUCGGCCUGGUUCCCCAACCCCACCCUACACCGCCCACCUCCACAGCUUGUCCCGCGUCCUCCGAACCAGGCCGUGGGCCAGUCAUUAACCACCAGGAGCAGCAGCUACAGCAGGAGCUGGUAGUUCUCAAACACAAGCAGCAACUCCAGAGACAGCUACUGAUUGCUGAGUUCCAGAGGCAGCAUGAACAGCUGUCGCGACAACAUGAAGUCCAGCUGCAGGAACAUAUGAAGCACCAGCAGGAUUUACUGGCGCUCAAGCACCAACAGGAGCUGUUGGAGCACCAGAGGAAGAUGGAGCAGCAGCGUCAUGAGCAGGAGCUAGAGAAGCAGCAGCGGGAAUACAAACUCCAACAGCUCAAAAACAAAGACAGGGGACAGGAGAGUGCAAUUGCCAGUACAGAGGUUAAGAUGCGACUUCAGGAGUUUGUCCUGAACAAGAAGAAAGCCCUGGCUCAGCGAAAUCUAAACCACUGUCUGCCCACCGACCCGCGCUUUUGGUAUGGAAAAACCCAGCACAGCUCUCUGGACCAGAGCUCUCCUCCCCAAACAGCAUUGUCAGCGUACAACCACCCAAUGCUGGGCACAUACGACUCAAAAGACGACUUCCCUCUCCGCAAAACAGCCUCUGAGCCCAACUUGAAGCUUCGUUCCCGGCUAAAACAGAAGGUGACAGAGCGCCGCAGUAGCCCUCUGCUCCGAAGGAAAGAUGGUCCCAUCACUACUGCCAAGAAGCGUUCCCUAGACGUGGCUGAGUCUGCAUGCAACAGUGCACCAGGCUCAGGUCCCAGCUCCCCCAACAACAGCUCCAGUAACAUCCCCAGUGAGAACGGGGUCACCAUUUCCAGCAGCCCAGGAGAGGCCUCCCUGCUUCAGAGGUUGGCUGCAAGGGAAGGUUCAGUUAGCCAGCUCUCUCUCUACACCUCCCCUUCUCUUCCCAACAUCACCCUGGGACUACCAGCCACAUGUCCUGCUAGCACUGUGGUAUCAGGACACCAAGAUGGUGAAAGUCGUCUGGCAUUGCCUGCGUUACAGCAGGGCAUUCCUCUGACCCCUCAAUUUCUGCCCACUGCCCACCUGCCCUCCUACUUGGCAGCUUCAGCUCUGGACAGGGAGGGGGCGGGAGGGGGCACGGCUGGUCACAACCCCCUUCUCCAACACAUGGUACUGCUGGAGCAGAGCCACAAUCCAAUGGUUGGUCUGGGUGGCCUCCCAAUUCCAUCACCCUCUGUCUCCAAACUUGCGCGAGGCCACCGUCCCCUGGGAAGAACCCAGUCAGCCCCUCUGCCCCAGCAGCAGUGUGGACAGGCCCAGGCCCUGCAGCAGCUGGUAGUCCAGCAACAGCACCAGCAGUUCCUGGAGAAACACAAACAACAGUUCCAACAGCAGCAGCAGCAGCACAUCAUCAACAAGAUCAUGUCCAAGCCCAGUGAUCAGGUCUCAGCUGCAAGCUCCAGUGCCUCAGGGCCGGCCAGGCAGCACCAGAGUCACCCAGAGGAGACGGAAGAGGAACUCAGGGAGCACCAGGGGCUCUCCUCAUCCUCAUCCUCAUCUUCUACGUCUGUGCACGAGACGGGGCCUCUGCGAGCGUUGGUCAUCAAACAGGAGCCCGCAGACCCUCAAGAGCAGGACGAGAGGGAGCAGAGGGAGAGACAGGUCGAGCAGGACUUCCUGUUCCGACAGCAGGCUCUGCUGUUAGAGCAGCAGCGGAUUCACCAGUUGAGGAACUACCAAGCCUCCAUGGAAGCAGCUGGGUUGUCAGUCAGUUUUGCUGGGCACCGCCCCCUCUCCAGGGCUCAGUCAUCUCCAGCCUCCGCCUCCUUCCCCAUGGUAGUACAGGAGCCGCCUGCCAAGCCUCGAUUUACCACAGGUCUGGUGUAUGACUCUUUGAUGCAGAAGCACCAGUGUAUGUGUGGCAACACCACCAGUCAUCCAGAGCACGCUGGCCGCAUCCAGAGUAUCUGGUCCCGCCUACAGGAAACAGGCCUCAGGGCGCACUGCGAGUGUAUCCGUGGCAGGAAGGCCUCACUGGAGGAGUUACAGACGGUCCACUCUGAAGCCCACGUCCUGCUGUACGGAACCAACCCACUGCGGCAGAAACUAGACUGUUCAGUGAGUCCCAUGUUUGUGAGGCUACCAUGUGGAGGCAUAGGGGUGGACAGCGACACCAUUUGGAAUGAGGUCCAUUCAUCCAGUGCAGCUCGUCUGGCUGUCGGCUCGGUGGUGGAGCUGGUCUUCAAAGUAGCAUCGGGAGAACUGAAGAAUGGUUUUGCUGUAGUUCGACCACCUGGACACCACGCUGAGGAGAGCACGCCUAUGGGGUUCUGUUACUUUAACUCAGUCGCCAUAGCAGCCAAGCUCCUGCAGCAGAGGCUCAAUGUCAGUAAAAUACUCAUCGUGGACUGGGAUGUUCACCAUGGUAAUGGCACCCAGCAGGCCUUCUACACAGACCCCAGUGUUCUCUACCUGUCACUGCAUCGCUACGAUGAUGGGAACUUCUUCCCUGGCAGUGGAGCACCUGAUGAGGUGGGCAGUGGAGCAGGUGUAGGCUUCAACGUGAAUAUGGCCUUUACUGGAGGACUGGAACCUCCCAUGGGUGAUGCAGAGUACCUGGCUGCAUUUAGGACGGUGGUUAUGCCUAUUGCCAACGAGUUUGCCCCAGACGUGGUUCUGGUAUCUUCAGGCUUUGAUGCGGUAGACGGACAUGCUCCACCCCUGGGAGGAUACAAACUGACAGCCAAAUGCUUUGGCUACCUGACCAGGCAGCUGAUGGGUCUGGCAGGCGGUCGGUUGGUGCUUGCCCUGGAGGGGGGUCAUGACCUCACAGCCAUAUGUGAUGCCUCCGAAGCCUGUGUCUCUGCUCUGCUUGGCAAUGAGUUGGACCCCAUUCCUGACGAGGUACUGCAGCAGAGACCGAAUGCCAAUUCUGUCCACUCUAUGGAGAAAGUUCUUGAAACUCACAGUAAAUACUGGCGCUCACUACAACGCUCCGUUUCCACACUUGGUUGCUCGCUGAGUGAAGCCCUUCGGCACGACGCAGAAGAAGCUGAGACUGUCUCCGCUAUGGCCUCAUUGUCUGUCGCCAAUAAGCACAUUGGAAAGAGGGCUGAAGAGGAACCAAUGGAAGAGGAAGCUCCUAUGUAAAGAAUCAUUCCUAGCCUUUGACCACUCAGACCAGACUUCAUCUUUUGACAGUGUCAUCCAGUCAGUGUCAAUUUGAAUGCCACUCCUAUGUCUCACCCCUGCCAUAUCAAGCUGGCACCUUAUUAUGGGAGAGAACAAGCAGAGCUGACAAAAGUGGCGCUCAAAGGAAAACGGAACACUGAAGAUGAGCGAUGCAUUCACUGACCAGCAGUGCACAGACUGAUAAGCAUAAAUGUGUUGAAUUGUCUCUUCAAGACCUUGGAUAUAAGAAGAUUGACUCAACCAUCCCACAAUGACAGCCUCGAGUGCCAGUGCUUUUAAAACACUAGACAAGAUGCACUUUUUGAAUGCCAGUUGGAACCAUACACAGACGAUCUAUAGUCAUCUUCUUUUCUUAUUAUUCUGUGCUUUGUCUUCAUCUUCUCACUUUCAUCAAAAUCCACCAGAGAUAAUGUGAUUGUGACUGCACUAUGGAUGAAUCUGCUCUUUUAAGAUAUCCGAAUAUAUAGAACAAAGUGGUCGAAUUUCAUGCCGUUUUCCAAGGUGGUUGAAGAGAUGAAAAAGGUCAGCAGGUGUUCUGAUUCCAAAAUGGUUGACAGUGAAAGACUGUGCGUUUGUGCCUUUUUUUCAAUCCUGGUGGAUUUUCUGUUGAACUCUACUGAAAGAGCUUUGCCUUAAAAAAAAAAAAACGGUUUGGGAACGAGGCCUCUUCUCCCCAACCGCUUAAGCAUUUCUAUCCUGGCAAGACAUCCAAUGCCUGCAUGUUGUUGGCACAUAGACUGGUGGACCUUGGCAUGUUAACCUAUAAUUCAGCCUACUGUCUCUCCCUGCGUGCCCCCCCCCCCCCCCCCCAUUGUUAAUAAUCUCGGUUUAGAAGGUAGUUCCCAGCCACAAGUUGGAGGUGGUUCAUUUUUACUUACUUUGCAGUAUUACUUAGUGUAACCAUGUAUCAGAUACAGUCCUGCAGCCAGAGGACACCAUAGGCAUCUGUUGGGGGGGCUUUCUGCAGCACCCUCAGCACCUCUCCCUCCUGCGGCUGUCUGAGGGCGACGUGUCUGUGUGAAAUCUGCUCAGGACCAGCUGGGCCUUACGUGCAUGGCACAUCGAUCAAGAGUGGUCGGUGAAAACUGCCCCCCCCCCUUGGCGACUGCCCCGAUCAGAUAGGCAUUAGCUCUCCUCAAGAGAAGAGCUAAGUAGCAUGCACUGUGCUAGAACACUAUGACUUCUGAAAACUAGAAUCCUAUUCAUACUGUAUGUAGUAGUUAGACAAUAACGAAGCCAAAGCAUGAUGGACUUUCAUCUCUGUAGAGUCAAACCACUGCGUAUAAUAACGGAUAGAGAGAAAUGAAUGACAGAGAGAAAUUGAUCUCAUAUGGGCCAAUUUGUUGAACCAGCCCUCUUUUAAAGACAACUGUGUCUCCGUGGUAACAAUGACCAUACCACCUGGGAUUGGGUGUUCCUGGGCCGCACAGGUUCUCACAGCUGGUUUAACAUCUUUAGUCUUGUUAGGCACAUCUGCUCCCCAAAUGUCAGGUGCUGUGAGGCAGGUGUGUGUACGUCUGUUCAUAGACAGUGAAACACAAGCUGCUCUUUAUAAAUAUUCAAGUGUAUACACAUUUUUAUAGUUGUUUUUCUUUAUUAAUCGUCCUUUUCUCUUGACCAGUGAAACGGCCAACUGGCUAUGAGAGCCCAACCCUACUAGCCAGACUAUACAACACACCAGCCACCAGCCUAGUUGUAGUAAAAUUUGGUUGUCCAUUUUGGCAGGUAAAACACCAUAAUCACAAGGUCUUUCCUUUUAAAAAAAUGUACAUGUCUGAUAAAAUAGUCACAGUGCGUGGAAAUUAACUUCCUGUCUGUAACCAUCCUUCCAACUUGUGUUCAGCCCCUAGGCAACUACCUUCUCUCACCUUUGUUUGAUCUACAAGCUAAUCACAUUUAAUGUAUUUUUUCAGGAAACAGAGUGCUGUGGUGUUUGCUGUACAUAGGACAUAGAUUUCCUGAGUAUUCCUGCCACACAUUUGUCUUUGACUACUUUUGUUCAUUCUUUUUCCUGUCAUCAGUGUCUUUUUUUUCUGGACUUCUUUUUGUACUUGUUUAAUGUGUUUUCCUGUUGUUUUGUUCAUUUUCCCCUCUGUCUCUCUGUUACAUUGUAAAGCUGACAUACUUUCACAACAGGUGAUUCUGUUUUUAGUGGACAUUACAUGACUGUUUUCUGGGUUCAGGGUUUUUGUGGGAGGGUUGGGAUGCAAAUGUUUCUACUUUGUAUAAUGAUGGACAAUUGUGUAUUUACUGUCUGUUCAUAGUAGAUUUAUAUAUGAAAAGAAAUGAGUUUAUUACAUAUAUAUAUAUAUACACACACACACACACAAUGAAAUACUAUGAUCUUGUUUUUGAAGUUGGUAUUGAAAAUGUAUACUUUUCAUGGGUCUUACAUACAGUCUGCCCCUUUUAGGGUGUUACUGAAGGCACCAUUUACUGUUCUUGGUUACAGUUGGUUACAUGUUGAGUAGCAUUUUACUGGUUGUCUUUUUCUCUUUCAACACUGAUGACCAUAACAUACCAUAACACUGUUACACUAUGUGUGCCAUUGCCCUCUGCUCGGCCUCACAUAUCCAUGCACAUCAUUUGUACUAUUCCACAUAUUUAAUGUGUGUAGAUGUUAUUGUAGAAAAACACACGUUUUGGCUGGCACCUAUAAUGUUUCAGCAUUUUAAGAAAUGUCAGACUAAAAUUCUAAAUGUGGAUUCUACACAUCUCAAAAAUGACCAAAGUGGUGAUCUUCCUCUUUCUUAAAGGUUUCCAAGUUCACGCUCUUACAACAACGAAAAAUGGGAUGGGUGGAUUUGAAUUGGAACAUGGCCACGCUAUUCCCUUACAUUAAAUCAGUCUGAUGGGCCUCACAAAUGAUUUCACAUGAUCAUCACUUAUUUCCUUAUCUGGCCAAAUGUCCUUAGUUUUCAUUUAAAUUAACAUUCCCUUAAAUUCAUCUAGUUCACAUCUGAAAUCUCGUUCAUCAGCUAAGUGAUGCCCCUGUGUUUCACGGUGGCCUGCAGUUUUAACAAGACUGUCGUGUAUCACAGGUGUUUGAUCCCUGCAGCAGCCCACGGCUUUUUGUCCUCACAGGACACCAAAACUCUAUUCCUGGCUUCUGUACUAGGACAGUUUUUUUUUUUUUUUUUAACUAUCUAUGUCUUACAGAAACAUAUAUAAGAAAAGAUAUCUGAUUACAUUGCCAUAUGCUGAUUGACAUUUUUGAAAAUCUCAAUCAACUUGCAAGCAGUCAAUUUUCUCAUUUUGACUGAAUGUAUCUGACCUCUACUGGCAGAGUGAUGCUGCAUCUCCCUGCAGAAGCACCUCUGUCGUCACAUGUCCCUAAAUCACCUCCAUGCCAUUCUUUUCCAUGGCUUGUGCAGAUAGCCAGAGUGGUCAAAGUUAAGACUGUUUCAUGCUCGUGUCAUCUACCACUUUAUACAUUUACAAGAACAAAGGAAAAUGUGUGGACAUGAAUCAGUGCUUAUAGUAAAUUGUAUGCCAUAAAGUAGGUUUUACCCAAGAGAUAACUGAGGUCCAAGCAUUUGUAGAAGGGCAUUGUUGGGCAUCACAUUUUUAUUUAGUAUGGUUUAAACUCAAAGCCAUGUGUAAGAUAUGUGAUUUUUCUGUACAGUCCCUUUAUAUCAGACACCUACACAAACUCUUUUCUGUACUUUAUUUAAUUUUGGGAAGAUUUGUUUUCAGGACCAUAUUCACAUUAUUGUGGUACUUCAUGCACACAGAGGUAUUUGUGGUUGGAAUAUAAAAAUGCAUACAGUCAGGCUAUCCUGAAUAUCACUUUAACUUGGAUACACUGACACCUCUGUGCAUGUAAACACACUUGAUGAGAUGCUUUUCGGCAACCCAGCCCAGAACAUUCCCAGAACCUUUGCACAGCAGUGCCAGUCUUGGGGUUUCUACUGCUGAAUGCUUUGGUUUCUCAAAAGGAGCCAAAACUAGCACUGUCCGGCUACUCUGGCCGUCUGUCUUCACUGUUAGUCUUAACACAAUGUCCAGUAACAAAAAAAAGCAGAAACAUUCCAUUUUGUUAUAAUUUCCAUUUAUUAGGAGGGGGCAUAUCUUUCUGUUUUAACCCUCAUAGUUCGGUCCAGCCAGGUCCAAGAACUGUCUGUUUAUUUAGGUGGCCUGGUCCGACUCCACUCCAUUCCUCUUUCCUCUCUGCAUGAUCCGUAUGUCCGCAUGCACUGCCUACCUGCCUGUCUGUCUGUCUGUCCCAUACCACAUAUCAGCACAAGGGAUUGAGCACUGAAGGAUGUUAGUACUUGCACUGUAUCCAAACUGUCUUAUCUCUUUUACUGCUUUUUUGUUUCUGCUGGGGAGGAGUUUGGAUGCUUUCCAUGUUGUGCUUUUAGCUGUAGGAUAUGGAAUCAUCAAACCUGGAAGACUUCAGUUGAAUAUUUUACAAAAAAGGAAAAAAAAAAAGUAUCUAGGACUUGUAACACAGACAAUAGAUUUUAUUGUAUUUAUGUAGAAAAGCAAAUUGUUUUAGGGGGAUGCUUUGUAAACUGCAACAACAGAAUGGACAAUUAUUUUUUUUUUUUUAGUACCAGGCGAGAUGUGAGUUUGGUGGACUUUUGGGAGGACAUUUUGUCACAUCUGGACUAAUCAAAGGGCUCCAUCCAGAUGCCUGGUUAUUGUUAUGGUUUUCCAUUUCACUAAAUAAGCCAGUUAUUGCUAUGACCACUGUGGUUCAAAAACAAACAGUUCUAGGUUUACAUAUGUAUAAAUCAAUUAUGUUUUUGAAUUGUUACGGAAAUAGUGCAUUUUUCUCGGGAACCUUUGCUCUAACAUGUUGUCUUUGACAUCUACAAUAUAAAGUAUUGUUUUGGAAAAAC